CUGUGUGACGUCACCCUCGGUGCGGAAGACAGUCACCGUGUGGGGGAUUUCCUCGGCCGUCGGGACGCCGCUGUGCGUGAUGUGAUACCGAGACACCUAUGUGCGGAAUUUGUUUUUGCUCGUGAAUUGUGCAUCGAACUGAUACGUUCAUAUUGAUGCCUGCAACGACGCACUGAACCAGGCGACGCUCGGAGGGACCGUUGCCGGUGAAGAUGCGGGAGAGAAGUUAUCGUUUUUCGCAGUUCACAAUGCAGAUAUGACAACACGAGAAGGAUACUGAAGAACAUAGCGACCACAUUCGCGUGGAACGUUCGCCCGCAGAAGUUUGUGAGAAGGGCCACCUCGAAGCGGCGGUUCUUCAGGAUGGGAGCAUUUCUAGACAAGCCAAAGGUGGACAAACACACUGAGUCUGGCGGCGGCAACGGUCUGCGCUAUGCCCUCGCCAGCAUGCAGGGCUGGCGUGUCGAAAUGGAGGACGCCCACUGCGCCGUAGUGGGGCUUCCAUGCGGCCUCCAGCAGUGGAGUUUCUUCGCCGUCUUUGAUGGGCACGCAGGCGCCCGCGUCUCUGCCCACUGUGCCCAGCAUCUCCUGGACUCCAUCAUCGGCACGGACGAAUUUGCGCAGACCCUGGCAGAACCGCACGACGAGGAGCGUGUGGCGACGGGCAUACGCAACGGCUUUCUCUACCUGGACGACAAGAUGCGGGCCCUGCCAGAAGUGGCGUCCGGCGAAGACAAGAGUGGGUCGACGGCGGUUUGCGCCCUGGUGUCGCCGACGCACCUGUACUUUGCCAACUGCGGAGACUCGCGCGGAGUGCUGUGCAGGGCAGGGACGGCGACGUUCACGACGCGGGACCACAAGCCCAUCAACCCGGGGGAGAAGGAGCGCAUCCAGAGGGCAGGGGGAUCAGUGAUGAUCCAGAGGGUGAACGGGUCCCUGGCCGUGUCCAGGGCGCUGGGGGACUACGAGUACAAGCAGGUGGUCGGAAGGGGUCCAACGGAGCAGCUGGUGUCACCGGAGCCUGAGGUGACCGUGCAAGCGAGGGACACGACGCACGACGAGUUCCUGGUACUGGCCUGCGACGGCAUCUGGGACGUCAUGAGCAACGAGGAGCUCUGCCAGUUUAUCAGGCAUCAGUUAACACUCAUGGAGAGCCUCGAGGCUGUCUGUGCCUCAGUCAUUGACAUCUGCCUCUAUAGGGGAAGCAAGGACAACAUGAGCGUAGUACUGGUUCUCUUCCCUGGAGCACCCUCAGUGAGCGAAGAGGCAUUGAAAAAGGAUAAGGAGCUCAACGCUCUCAUCACCAAGAGGUUGCACGAAAUUCUCUUGGACAACCAAGACAUUGAGCUCAACACCGUCAUUCAGACGUUAGCGGACGAAGAGCUCCCGGGCUUACCACCUGGGGGUGGCAUUUUAGCCAAGAGGAGCUUCAUCGAGGAAGUGUAUAGCAAAUUAAAACCUCCCUCCCCCUCGGGAGACUCGGACAGGAACCAGCUUCAGGAAGACCGUGAUCAAUUGCAAGAAGUCCCACAGUGAGUGCGAGCAAAAAGAAAGGCAGAGACUUUGCAAAAAGAAAAAAAAAAUCAUCUCGACGUUCUUGCAUGCACACAUACCUUGUUCUCCAUCAUCCCAGUGUUGUACUAUUAUAAUUAUUGUUACUAUUAUUACUGUUGCUAUCAUUUUUACCUCCUUCGCUCCUUCCGGGAGAAAAACGAAAGAAACCGGCACAUACUUUGAAAUGCGACCCGGCGACAAACAUUGGAAAUGAUUUGUACGGAAGCGCUAGGAAACGUGCGGUUUUUCUCGUGCACGAGGCGGAGCGAUGUUGCUGCCGCGUUGCUCCGCCUCAAGUAAGUAAGAUCGAAAAUCUUGAUGGCAGAAGCUUCUGCCGACCGGUUUCCGUGUUUUUGCCGACUAGGUUAAUGUGUACAAAGAGCAUUUUCAUGUUCAUAACGAGAAUCAAGUGCACUUGCCUCGUACACGUACCUCGGCUUCUGUGUGUCACAAAGUCAAACGCACGCACAUCCAUUUCUCGCUUGUGGUAAUGUGCUGUAGGCUUCGGACUGCCAGACCGUGUGUCCCUGGCAAACGCUGCUAGAAAGGGGGGUCCUGGUUUUUAAAAUCAACUUUCGGCAUUGAGACCCGCACACGAAUUUGUAAUCUGCAUUCCGGUUCGACGAAGCAAGGAUCACAAAAAAAAGCGAAAAAAAACUGAGUCUUGCGUCGAAUCGUGGGGUUUGUUCGAGAAGAUCGCAACCUUUUUUUUUUUCUUUUUCGUCGCGAUCUUAAUUCCCGAGAAUGGACAUGUUAUUUGCCUCCGAUCGAUGUCCAGGGAAGCCUACGGACGCACGCAGCAUCCACUCGGUGCAAAAUGUAGUCGGUCGUAUUUUGCGUCAGCGUAAAUUGCGUCAGCGGCCAAAACAUCCGCAGCUGCUGGUCUGGCUGAGUGUGUAACAUGGUACCUGAUACAAAUCAAUGUGUGAUACAACAUUAUGGCACUAAAGAAGCAUUCUCGCACGAAGACACACCCGCAAAGAAAAAAAAAAUGAAGUGCCGGACUACAACUGCUACACAUUGUUUUGAUGCACACAGACAAGCACGGUGGACUUUACAAGCGAGGUUGCGUUCCCACGACGACCGUGCAUGUUUGUACUGCAGUGCAAAGUACAUCAUCAAGCUUCUCAGUGUUCUUUGUUUGUCCCACACAGUUUUCUGUAAUUUUUGUUUGUUUCGCCUCUCAGUGUGAAUUCGAGUCCCCCUUACCAACCACCUUCCCCUCCCUUUCCCCAUUGCGAGAGAAUGUUUGGCAAAGAAGAACGGUACGAUCACGCAGAAAAACAGUGUAAUAACGAUGGAGUGAUCAAAGUUGUAAAAGAUUUAGUUGCUGUAAUAGAGGUUUAUGCAUUGGUGGUUGCAAUGCACUGGUAAUAAAGAUGGAUAACUCGAA
Messenger RNA from Ornithodoros turicata, 2947 nucleotides. It is a transcript of the gene alph, whose product is annotated as protein phosphatase 1A-like. Gene Ontology annotation, cellular component: nucleus; cytosol. The transcript is spliced from 7 exons. The record is from RefSeq and is a predicted model, not a curated record. Gene Ontology annotation, biological process: negative regulation of stress-activated MAPK cascade; peptidyl-threonine dephosphorylation. NCBI's taxonomy places the organism in Eukaryota, Metazoa, Arthropoda, Arachnida, Ixodida, Argasidae. Gene Ontology annotation, molecular function: protein serine/threonine phosphatase activity; manganese ion binding; magnesium ion binding. Bases 364 to 1536 code for a protein of 390 amino acids.